AUUGAAUUGAAAGAGUCAUAACACUUCCCGAGUCGUACACUACAAAGAGUCGACUUUGGCGAUGGCGACAAUCAACAAUCAUCCCACGGUACAUCCAGACGCCCAACCGACGUCUGAUUACCACCCUUCGGCAUUCACGCUGCCAAAUGGAUGUCCUAUCGAUAACCCGUUCAACUCCGAGAGGAUCCGGCAGUAUAAUGGAAAUUCCAUCAAGAUCUCCCAGCUUCUCCAGGAGACAUUCUUGAUUGAUCAACUCGCCCAUUUCGCUCAUGAGCGUAUCCCGGAGAGACUCGGUCACGCCAAAGGAACUGGUGCCUACGGAACUUUCGAAGUGACUAGUGAUGAAAUCAAAGACUAUACUUGCGCCGAUUUUCUCCAGAAGAAGCCCAACCCAGAGGACAACAAAACGCCGUUUUUUAUGCGGCUCUCCACCACUUCUGGAUUCCGGGGCUCGGCUGACACCGUUCGAGAUACCAGAGGGUUUGCUUUCAAAUUCUAUACUAACGAAGGCAAUCUCGACUGGGUCUUUUUCUUCCCGGAGGUCUUUGGGGUCUGGGACCCGGGCAAGAUUAUCUCGAACAACCAUGUGACAAAGAAGUGCCCGGCCACUGGAUUGUCUGAUCCCAACAUGGUCUUCCACUUUAUUAACAAGAACCCGGAGGCGUACAACUCUUUCAUGAGAACCCACAGUGAUGAGGGAACUCCUAGAACAUAUGCAGAUGUGACCAUAGCAGGUAUCAACACGUACACGUUUGUUAAGGAUGACAAUAACUAUUCCUACACGAGAAUCACAAUUGUGCCUGAGAACCCAGCCACUCCGUUCACCGCGGCCCAGGCAACCGCAAUGGCUGGAGUAGACCCAGACUUCCACAACCGUACCCUGUUCAACUUGAUUGCGGAUACCAAUCAAAAGGAAGCUGCUCUUCGAGCGGACUUGAAGAAAGUGGAUGAAAAGCUGACAGGCGCAUCUCCCGGGGAAAAGGAGCAGCUGGAGAAGGUCAAAGCAAGCCUGAAGCAGCGAAUCGAAGAGUUGCCCUACCCGCGCUGGAGGGUCAACGCCCACAUUAUCAAGCCGGAUGAAGUGGAAGCCUCCGAGAUCAACAUCUUUGACGCGAGCAAGCUCCUUCCGAAGGAACUGGGAAGAACGAUCGAGAUCGGUAGGAUCACCCUCAACCGGAACCCUCGAAACCAGUUCGCCGAAACCGAGCAGUCCGCGUUCUCCGUGGCCAAUGUCGUGCCGGGGUGGGAUAUAUCCCCUGACCCAAUCCUCCAAUCUCGCCUGUUUGCCUACGGUGAAGCCCACCGUCACCGACUGGGCAUCAACUCCGAUCAGCUCCCCGUGAACCGCCCCAAGCGAGUCUGGGACCCAACCAGACGCGAUGGACCGGCUGCUCUGUUUAACUACGAGGACAUCCCCACCUAUAUUGCGGAGUUCGACAAGGCCGGGGCGCUCGAGGGCACCAAUACCUCGGCGAGCUAUGUCGGCGGCCACCGCUGGGACAAGAAAAACCCCAUCGAGUUGAAGAGGGACACAAACGAGUGGGCUAAUCUCAAAGACCAACUGAAACAGCCAUGGGAAUACUAUAAGAACCAUCUGAAUGGCGCCCCGCCAGCUGAAGACCAAGACCCAUUGUACAGACAGAGAGCCAAAGAGUACGGAAUUGCCUACAAGCAGUGGGCGUUUGUGCAUAAUGUUGCGCUGCAUCUUUAUUCAUGCAAGGAUCACAUUCGUCAAGAAACCUACGAAAUUUUCAAGAAAAUGGACACAGACAACCCGAAAGAUGGACAGACCUCAAAUAACUUGGGCGUGUUGAUCGAAAAUGAGACCAACCAAAUUAUCAAGGACCAUCAGACUUCGAAGAAUGUGGAGUUGAGGAACUGAGAAAGGUCGAUCUUUCCAACGGGGAUUGUAUCUAGGCAAUUUGUUGCUUGAGAUGGCCCUGGAAAGAAACUUAACACUAUUAAAGAAUGUUUUUGAAUUGGAAAUUGAUUUACUAUUGCCGUCUAUGACCAUCUAAUAAAACAAAGUACUAUAAACCACCUGCAUCAUAAGAUAUUCCAC
Molecule: messenger RNA, 2062 nt
Organism: Aspergillus glaucus CBS 516.65
Lineage: Eukaryota; Fungi; Ascomycota; Eurotiomycetes; Eurotiales; Aspergillaceae
Exons: 10
Coding region: 62-1882 (606 amino acids)
Biological process (GO): hydrogen peroxide catabolic process; response to hydrogen peroxide
Cellular component (GO): peroxisome; mitochondrion; cytoplasm
Molecular function (GO): heme binding; catalase activity
Source: RefSeq, a predicted model, not a curated record